AUCAGCUUCUCCAGUGGCUGAGGCUUUAUGUGGCUGUCAGCUUCAGGUGGCUUGACUUCACCACAGCUGCCACACACCACCGAUGUGCUAAUGUUGACAGUACCUCACCGCAGUGUCCUGAGAGCUGGGGAGAGGACUUCACGGCAGUGCUGAGGAGUCAGGCCCUGGAGCUGGUCCUUCACUUGCAAAGCAUGACUGCAGACCCAGCUCCCUGGAGACAAACCCCUGGCCAGUGCUUUCAGAAUCCAGAAUUAUAUUUCCGUUUUCACCUAGAGGCCUGGCCGCAUCUUGUUACCCAGCAGGCGACGUUUGGAUGGCAAAGCAUGCGAAUAUUCCCAGAAAAGCAUUACAAGUCAGGAGACCACUGAACGCAGCUCCGAGAUGUCCACUCCAGACCCACCCCUGGGCGGCACUCCUCGGCCGGGGCCUUCCCCGGGCCCAGGCCCCUCCCCUGGGGCCAUGUUGGGCCCCAGCCCUGGUCCCUCUCCUGGCUCUGCCCACAGCAUGAUGGGGCCCAGCCCGGGCCCCCCCUCAGCAGGACACCCCAUCCCAACCCAGGGACCUGGAGGGUACCCUCAGGAUAACAUGCAUCAGAUGCACAAGCCCAUGGAGUCCAUGCAUGAGAAGGGCAUGUCGGAUGACCCCCGCUACAGCCAGAUGAAGGGCAUGGGGAUGCGGUCGGGCGGCCAUGCAGGGAUGGGGCCGCCGCCGAGCCCGAUGGACCAGCAUUCUCAAGGCUACCCCUCACCACUGGGCGGCUCCGAGCAUUCCUCCAGCCCCGUUCCAGCCAGUGGCCCAUCCUCAGGCCCACAGAUGUCAUCCGGGCCAGGAGGGGCCCCCCUGGAUGGUGCCGACCCCCAGGCCUUAGGGCAGCAGAACAGGGGCCCAACCCCAUUUAACCAGAACCAGCUGCACCAGCUCCGAGCUCAGAUCAUGGCAUACAAGAUGCUGGCCCGGGGGCAGCCCCUCCCUGAUCACCUGCAGAUGGCAGUGCAGGGCAAGCGACCCAUGCCCGGGAUGCAGCAGCAGAUGCCAACGCUACCUCCGCCCUCCGUGUCCGCCACAGGCCCCGGGCCUGGGCCUGGCCCUGGCCCCGCACCUCCAAAUUAUAGCAGGCCGCACGGUAUGGGAGGGCCCAACAUGCCUCCACCAGGACCCUCAGGUGUGCCCCCAGGGAUGCCGGGACAGCCUCCUGGAGGGCCUCCCAAGCCCUGGCCUGAAGGACCCAUGGCAAAUGCUGCUGCACCAACCAGCACACCUCAGAAGCUGAUCCCCCCGCAGCCAACAGGCCGCCCUUCACCCGCACCCCCAGCAGUUCCACCUGCUGCCUCACCGGUGAUGCCGCCACAGACGCAGUCGCCGGGGCAGCCAGCCCAGCCCGCCCCCAUGGUGCCACUGCACCAGAAGCAGAGCCGGAUCACCCCCAUCCAGAAGCCGAGGGGCCUCGACCCUGUGGAGAUCCUGCAGGAGCGCGAGUACAGGUUGCAGGCUCGAAUUGCACACCGAAUUCAGGAACUUGAAAACCUUCCCGGGUCCCUGGCCGGGGAUUUGCGAACCAAAGCGACCAUUGAACUCAAGGCCCUCAGGCUGCUGAACUUCCAGAGGCAGCUGCGGCAGGAGGUGGUGGUGUGCAUGAGGCGGGACACAGCCCUUGAGACAGCCCUCAAUGCCAAGGCCUACAAGCGCAGCAAGCGGCAGUCCCUGCGCGAGGCGCGCAUCACGGAGAAGCUGGAGAAGCAGCAGAAGAUUGAGCAGGAGCGCAAGCGCCGGCAGAAGCACCAGGAAUACCUCAACAGCAUUCUUCAACAUGCCAAGGAUUUCAAAGAGUAUCACCGCUCAGUCACGGGCAAGAUCCAGAAGCUUACAAAGGCAGUGGCAACGUACCAUGCCAACACAGAGCGGGAACAGAAGAAGGAGAAUGAGAGAAUUGAGAAGGAGCGAAUGCGGAGGCUCAUGGCUGAGGAUGAGGAAGGCUACCGCAAGCUCAUUGACCAGAAGAAGGACAAGCGCUUGGCCUACCUCCUGCAGCAGACGGACGAGUAUGUGGCGAACCUCACGGAGCUGGUGCGGCAGCACAAGGCCGCUCAGGUUGCCAAGGAGAAGAAGAAGAAAAAGAAAAAGAAGAAGGCAGAGAAUGGGGAAGGACAGACACCUGCAAUCGGGCCGGACGGCGAGCCUCUGGAUGAGACCAGCCAGAUGAGUGACCUGCCAGUGAAAGUGAUCCACGUGGAGAGCGGGAAGAUCCUCACGGGCACAGAUGCCCCCAAAGCAGGGCAGCUGGAGGCCUGGCUGGAAAUGAACCCUGGGUAUGAAGUAGCACCGCGAUCUGACAGUGAGGAGAGUGGCUCUGAAGAAGAGGAAGAGGAGGAGGAGGAGGAGCAGCCACAGCCUGCGCAGCCGCCCACCCUUCCUGUGGUGGAGGAGAAGAAGAAGAUUCCAGAUCCAGACAGCGAUGACGUCUCUGAGGUGGAUGCCCGGCACAUCAUUGAGAAUGCCAAGCAAGAUGUUGACGAUGAAUACGGCGUGUCCCAGGCCCUUGCUCGUGGCCUGCAGUCCUACUACGCUGUGGCCCAUGCUGUCACUGAGAGAGUGGAUAAGCAGUCAGCGCUGAUGGUCAACGGUGUCCUCAAGCAGUACCAGAUCAAAGGCCUGGAGUGGCUGGUGUCCUUGUACAACAACAACCUGAACGGCAUCCUGGCCGACGAGAUGGGGCUGGGCAAGACCAUCCAGACCAUCGCGCUCAUCACGUACCUCAUGGAGCACAAGCGGAUCAACGGGCCCUUCCUCAUCAUCGUGCCCCUCUCGACGCUAUCAAACUGGGCGUAUGAAUUUGACAAGUGGGCUCCCUCUGUGGUGAAGGUGUCCUACAAGAUCCGCUGGAAGUACAUGAUUGUUGACGAAGGCCACCGCAUGAAGAACCACCACUGCAAGCUGACCCAGGUCCUCAACACGCAUUACGUGGCCCCCCGCCGCCUGCUGCUGACGGGCACACCACUGCAGAACAAGCUCCCCGAGCUCUGGGCGUUGCUCAACUUCCUGCUGCCCACCAUCUUCAAGAGCUGCAGCACCUUCGAGCAGUGGUUCAACGCCCCCUUUGCCAUGACUGGAGAGAAGGUGGACCUGAAUGAAGAGGAGACCAUUCUGAUCAUCCGUCGUCUCCACAAAGUGCUGCGGCCCUUCCUCCUCCGGCGGCUCAAGAAGGAGGUGGAGGCCCAGUUGCCGGAAAAGGUGGAAUACGUCAUCAAGUGUGACAUGUCUGCGCUGCAGCGUGUCCUCUACCGGCACAUGCAGGCCAAAGGGGUGCUCCUGACUGACGGAUCUGAGAAAGAUAAGAAGGGCAAAGGGGGCACCAAGACCUUGAUGAACACCAUCAUGCAGCUGCGGAAGAUCUGCAACCACCCGUACAUGUUCCAGCACAUCGAGGAGUCCUUUUCCGAGCACUUGGGCUUUACUGGAGGCAUCGUCCAGGGGUUGGACCUAUACCGAGCCUCAGGGAAAUUUGAGCUUCUGGAUAGGAUUCUUCCCAAACUGCGGGCGACCAACCACAAGGUGCUGCUGUUCUGUCAGAUGACCUCCCUCAUGACCAUCAUGGAGGACUACUUUGCAUAUCGAGGUUUCAAGUACCUCCGGCUCGAUGGAACUACAAAGGCGGAGGACCGGGGCAUGCUACUAAAGACCUUCAAUGAGCCCGGCUCCGAGUACUUCAUCUUCCUGCUCAGCACCCGGGCCGGGGGGCUGGGCCUGAACCUCCAGUCAGCCGACACUGUGAUCAUUUUCGACAGUGACUGGAACCCCCACCAGGACCUGCAGGCACAGGACCGCGCGCACCGCAUCGGGCAGCAGAACGAGGUGCGCGUGCUCCGCCUUUGCACAGUCAACAGUGUGGAGGAGAAGAUCCUGGCCGCCGCCAAGUACAAGCUCAACGUGGACCAGAAGGUGAUCCAGGCCGGCAUGUUCGACCAGAAGUCCUCGAGCCAUGAGCGGCGGGCCUUCCUGCAGGCCAUCCUGGAGCACGAGGAGCAGGACGAGAGCAGACACUGCAGCACGGGCAGCGGCAGUGCCAGCUUCGCCCACACUGCCCCUCCGCCAGCGGGCGUCAACCCCGACCUGGAGGAGCCACCUCUAAAGGAAGAAGACGAAGUGCCCGAUGACGAAACCGUCAACCAAAUGAUUGCCCGGCACGAAGAGGAGUUUGACCUGUUUAUGCGCAUGGACCUGGACCGCAGGCGCGAGGAGGCCCGCAACCCUAAGCGGAAGCCGCGCCUGAUGGAGGAGGACGAGCUGCCCUCGUGGAUCAUCAAGGACGAUGCCGAGGUGGAGCGGCUGACCUGUGAGGAGGAGGAGGAGAAGAUGUUUGGCCGUGGCUCCCGCCACCGCAAGGAGGUGGACUACAGUGACUCUCUGACGGAGAAGCAGUGGCUCAAGACCCUGAAGGCCAUCGAGGAGGGCACGCUGGAGGAGAUUGAAGAGGAGGUCCGGCAGAAGAAAUCGUCGCGAAAACGCAAAAGGGACAGUGACGCCGGCUCCUCCACACCGACCACCAGCACCCGCAGCCGAGACAAGGAUGACGAGAGCAAGAAGCAGAAGAAGCGCGGACGACCUCCCGCCGAGAAGCUCUCCCCGAACCCUCCCAACCUCACUAAGAAGAUGAAGAAGAUCGUGGAUGCCGUGAUCAAGUACAAGGACAGUAGCAGUGGACGUCAACUCAGCGAGGUGUUCAUCCAGCUGCCCUCGAGGAAGGAGCUGCCCGAGUACUACGAGCUCAUUCGCAAGCCCGUGGACUUCAAGAAGAUCAAGGAGCGCAUCCGCAACCACAAGUACCGCAGCCUCAACGACCUGGAGAAGGAUGUCAUGCUGCUGUGUCAGAACGCGCAGACCUUCAACCUGGAGGGCUCGCUGAUCUACGAGGACUCCAUCGUCCUGCAGUCGGUCUUCACCAGCGUGCGGCAGAAGAUCGAGAAGGAGGACGACAGCGAGGGCGAGGAGAGCGAGGAGGAGGAGGAGGGCGAGGAGGAAGGCUCAGAGUCCGAGUCCCGCUCCGUCAAGGUGAAAAUCAAGCUCGGCCGCAAGGAGAAGGCCCAGGACCGCCUAAAGGGGAGCCGGCGGCGGCCGAGCCGGGGGUCCCGGGCCAAGCCGGUUGUGAGCGAUGACGACAGUGAGGAGGAGCAGGAGGAGGACCGCUCAGGAAGUGGCAGCGAGGAAGACUGAGUGCCGACAUCCGCCGCCGUCUCGAGCCCCUGGCGUGGUGCCGAGGCGGGGUAGCCCUUAGCAGUACCUGGUAGCAGCAGACGUAGUUUCAGGCGCGGGUAAGAAGAUGCUGGCUGUGUGCCUGACGGAUCCGGCACCAGCAGCCUUGUUGCAGCAGUGACUGCUUUAAACGAAGACGAAACCCGGCACCCUGGCCGGGGAGCACGCGGCGCCGUUCCCCUUUCCUCCCUGGCAGUGCCGUUGCCGCCGCCGCCGCCGCAGUUGGAAUCACUGUAGUGUCAGCCGUGGAUGCAUGUGUGUAGCCGUCCACUCCUCGUACUGUACUCGCCGGACAGGGCAGACGCCGGGCGAGCAGGCCCGGCGGCCUGUGUCAGUGUCACUGGAUGUCCAACAGUAAUAAAUUAAACCGACGACAGACUCACA
Messenger RNA from Echinops telfairi (small Madagascar hedgehog), 5631 nucleotides. RefSeq names its product SWI/SNF related, matrix associated, actin dependent regulator of chromatin, subfamily a, member 4 (gene SMARCA4). The transcript is spliced from 34 exons. Gene Ontology annotation, biological process: positive regulation of transcription by RNA polymerase II. Gene Ontology annotation, cellular component: nucleus. Gene Ontology annotation, molecular function: histone binding; ATP-dependent chromatin remodeler activity; transcription factor binding. Lineage: Eukaryota; Metazoa; Chordata; Mammalia; Afrosoricida; Tenrecidae. Bases 382 to 5208 code for a protein of 1608 amino acids. The record is from RefSeq and is a predicted model, not a curated record.